GGGAAAGAAAUCUGAUUUGUAUUUGCAACAUUUGAUUUGAUCUUUUGUAUGUUAGAUACAAAUCCACGGGUUCGACUACCCUGACGUAGCUAACACACCGCUUUGUUAUCUUGAAUCUCACGAACACAUUGUGUUCCUUCCCACCCCAACAACCCACGCAAAAACCUUAAAUCGCACGCUGUAACUGAAACUCCUUUUAUUUGUUUUUUUCGCCUUAGAUUAGAACCUCAAAAGGGUCGCGUUCAAUUUUAUUUUUCAUGUGAAUCCUCAAAACAAUGUCUGGGUUGGAGGAAUUGAGGAAAAAGCUUGCACCUUUAUUUGACGCUGAGAAGGGUUUCUCAUCGAGUUCAACCUUGGAUCCCAGCGAUUCUUACACAUUUUUUCCUUAUUGUGUUUUUGGGUUUUGGUUGAUUGGUUCAAUUGACAAGUUUUCGGAUGGUGGAACUGUGAACUUGUUGAGUAGAUCAUAUGGGGUUUACAAUAUCAACGAACUUGGGUUGCAGAAGUGCACAUCAUCAAGGUCUUUGGAUGAAACUGAUCACAGUGAGAAAACAUAUAAGUGUGCUUCCCAAGAAAUGAGGAUAUUUGGAGCAAUUGGUAGUGGUGCCAGUAGUGUUGUGCAGAGAGCUAUGCAUAUACCAACACAUAGGAUUCUGGCAUUGAAGAAGAUCAAUAUAUUUGAGAAGGAGAAAAGGCAGCAGCUCCUUACUGAGAUAAGGACAUUGUGUGAAGCACCUUGUUAUGAGGGUCUUGUUGAAUUUCAUGGAGCAUUUUACACCCCAGAUUCCGGACAGAUAAGCAUAGCUUUGGAGUAUAUGGAUGGAGGAUCACUUGCUGAUAUCUUGAGAAUGCAUGGAAAGAUACCAGAACCUAUUCUAUCGUUCAUGUUUCAGAAGCUACUAAAUGGUCUAAGCUAUCUGCAUGGAGAAAGACAUCUUGUUCACAGAGACAUAAAGCCUGCCAAUCUAUUAGUAAAUUUGAAGGGAGAGCCAAAAAUUACUGACUUUGGAAUUAGUGCCGGCUUGGAGAAUUCAGUGGCAAUGUGUGCUACGUUUGUUGGAACUGUUACAUACAUGUCACCGGAGAGGAUUCGGAAUGAAAGCUAUUCUUAUCCGGCGGAUAUUUGGAGCCUUGCUCUUGCUCUUCUAGAGUGUGGAACUGGAGAAUUCCCAUAUACAGCUAAUGAAGGCCCUGUCAAUCUUAUGUUGCAGAUUCUGGAUGAUCCAUCACCAUCACCAUCAAAAAACAAGUUUUCACCAGAAUUCUGCUCCUUUGUUGAUUCUUGCCUGCAAAAGGAUCCAGACACUAGGCCAACAGCAGAGCAGCUGCUUUUGCACCCUUUUAUCAAAAAGUAUGAGAAUGUAAAGGUAGAUUUAGCCGGAUUUGUUCGAAGCGUUUUUGAUCCUACACAAAGAAUGAAGGACUUGGCAGACAUGUUGACAAUACAUUAUUACUUGCUAUUUGAUGGGCCUGAUGAUAUGUGGCAACAUACAAGGAACUUAUAUAGUGAAAGCUCGAUUUUCAGUUUCUCUGGAAAACAACAUUGUGGUCCAAAUAACAUCUUUACAUCUCUAUCAAGUAUUAGAGCUACACUGGUUGGUGAGUGGCCUCCUGAGAAGUUGGUGCAUGUUGUUGAGAAGCUUCAGUGCCGUGCUCAUGGUGAAGAUGGAGUUGCAAUCAGAGUGUCAGGAUCCUUCAUAAUUGGAAACCAGUUCCUCAUAUGUGGAGAUGGCAUUCAAGUAGAGGGGUUGCCAAACUUCAAGGAUCUUGGAAUUGAUAUUGCUACCAAAAGAAUGGGCACAUUUCAUGAACAAUUCGUAGUGGAACCCACAGGUCUUAUAGGAUGCUAUUCCAUUGUGAAACAAGAGCUAUACAUUAAUCAGUAAUGUUGUUAUAUUAAGUUGUGGUAUCUCACUGCGUCACUCAGAAUUUAACAACACACUUCACACGUGUAAAAUAUACAAAUUUUCUUGUAUCUAUGCUCUGAAAAAUUGUUGAUAGUGAUAUGAGUUCGUUUAAAUUUAAUGUCUUAUUGUUUCAGCUAA
Vigna unguiculata (cowpea) is the source of this 2045-nucleotide messenger RNA. RefSeq names its product mitogen-activated protein kinase kinase 3 (gene MKK3). NCBI's taxonomy places the organism in Eukaryota, Viridiplantae, Streptophyta, Magnoliopsida, Fabales, Fabaceae. The record is from RefSeq and is a predicted model, not a curated record. Gene Ontology annotation, molecular function: MAP kinase kinase activity; ATP binding. Gene Ontology annotation, biological process: MAPK cascade; protein phosphorylation.